UUUUCAGAAAUGGUAUACAAAUUAUGUAGUAGUUGUGUUUAAAUUUAUCACUAAGGCAAUACGACGCUUACUUUGCUUCUGAACACCUUCAGCACUUUAGAGGUUAAAUCUUUAGAGGUUAAAUGUAUAUAUGAACAUUUUGAAGUGUAUUAAAAAAUAACAAUAUGAAAACAGUCCGUCAAAAAAAAGCAAGAAGAAAUUUAGGCUUUUUUGUUAACAAUUUUAAAUUUAGAUCGCCGUUUCAAGUUCUUAUUGAUGGUACAUUUACUUUAGCUGCGUUAGAGAAUAAGUUUAAUAUACAAGAUCAGUUAUCAAAGUAUUUUCAAUCUGAAGUAAAAUUAUUAACUACACCAUGUAUUAUUUUGGAAACAGAAAAAUUAAGUUCAUUUUCAAAAGCAGUUAGUGGUGCUAUGCAAAUUGUUAAGCAAUAUCCUAUACAUAAAUGUGGACACGAAAAAUAUUCAAUUAGUGGCACAAAAUGUUUACUAUCUAUGGUUAGAAAAAAUAAUUCAUUCAGGUAUAUCAUAGCUACACAAGACAGAGAACUUCAGGAUUGCUUAAGAAAAAUUCCAGGUGCUCCAAUAUUAUAUUUACAUGGUAAAGCACCAACUUUGGAAGCACCUUCACAAGUUAGUCGUGAAUAUGCUAAAAAUAUUUGUAAAGGAUUAGGAAUGACUGAAUGGGAAAAAGAAAAUGUUAAAGUAUUAAAAGAAAUAGCUGGAAUAACUGAUGGAACAGAAGUAAAAUUAAAAAAGAAGAAGAAAAAAGGUGGCCCAAAUCCUCUUAGUUGUUUGAAGAAAAAUAAAAAUAAAACACAAGUAAAAGUUUCAAAAAAUGUUGAAGAGAAGAAAUCUGGAAGAAAUAAGAAAAGAAAGAAAAUGAAAAUAGCGGCUCAUAUUAAAGAAGCAUUGAUUGCAGAAAUAAAGAAUAAACAGGAAACAUAAAAUAAGUUAAAUAAAUGCAUAAUUGAAGAAACCUGUGUACAUAAUAUUUGUAUGAAUUUUGAAAAUUUAU
Molecule: messenger RNA, 1014 nt
Organism: Frieseomelitta varia
Lineage: Eukaryota; Metazoa; Arthropoda; Insecta; Hymenoptera; Apidae
Product: rRNA-processing protein UTP23 homolog
Exons: 4
Coding region: 165-944 (259 amino acids)
Cellular component (GO): nucleolus; small-subunit processome
Molecular function (GO): small ribosomal subunit rRNA binding
Source: RefSeq, a predicted model, not a curated record